AUGGCGCCAUUAGGCAAUCUUGUGCGUCUACUUCCACUGCACAUCAACGAAUUACCGGCCCACCCUGCACUCGAAUCUCUGGUCAUCCCUCAUUCAGAACACACCAGGUCUGCCGAGAGCAGUCCAUCACAAGCUGGCAAAGUCGACUCAAGCGAACGCCCCAAUCUCAUAUCAUUCAUGGAGGAAGUCCUCGACCAGGCUACAAUAUUCGUGGAUGAUACUCUUCCGGCCACGUUCAAAGAAGGCAAUUUGAAAAAGUCUGCUCCAGCCACAGCCAAGGUUAGACUGUUGAGUCGAAAUAUUUCGGAGGCAGAGAUUCAGGCUAUUCCCUGGAUUAAUUCCAGUAUUCCGCGAAAUUGGUCCAAUGGGAGGAAACCUGCCGAAGCUUGGUUUGCCAGGAGGAGUCGCCAUGCCAAUCACAGCGACGAAGGAACUGCAGACCUCGACGAGUUCGACUUCGGCUUACGGCAUGACCAUUCGAAGCAUGAGCAAGAGUAUACGCCAGAUGUCUUCGAUUCGUAUAAAGUGCUUGAUUGGGACCUAAGCAUGAGCAUCCACGAAAUGUGCCAUGAACUACCGGCUAUGCUUUCCAACCGCGUCUUUCCAGUCCUUGUCGUCACUGCGAAAAGGGGAAAGCACUCUUUUGUUGUUGUACAGAUCCCAGUGGACAUCUCGGGUCUAACAGUGGCGAUGUACAGCAAUGGAAGGAAUUUGCGUAAAGGUGACAGCGCAGUGAAGCGGAAGAAGCCGGUUCUUGGUGUCUAUACGAGCAUUGAGCGUUGCCAGAUGCUCCCGGACCAGAAUGUUGAAUGGGUCAUGGCUACAGCUAGUGACGCAAAAGGCUGGCUACCAAUGUGGGCCCAAAAGAUGGGGGUUCCUUCCGCUGUUGUCAAGGAUGUCGGGCUAUUCAUUGGCUGGGUCAAGACGCGUAGGCCCCUUUUUCGCAAAGAUCCCCCAUUUAUCGUAAGGCGGGAGGAUGGUACUAGUACGGGUGUGAACGGAGACUAG
Letharia lupina is the source of this 1008-nucleotide messenger RNA. RefSeq lists its product as uncharacterized. The record is from RefSeq and is a predicted model, not a curated record. The coding region runs from base 1 to 1008 and encodes 335 amino acids. The transcript is spliced from 6 exons. NCBI's taxonomy places the organism in Eukaryota, Fungi, Ascomycota, Lecanoromycetes, Lecanorales, Parmeliaceae.